AUGGACUUUCCACCUUCCCCCCCCCUCUACAAGUGGCUGGCUCCGUAUAUAUGGUUCCCUUGUAUCGCCUCCACGAUAUCUAUCGAAUAUUCCACCGCUAAUAUGGCCACCCAGUACUACUGCUCCUUUGACAAGGCCACGCCGAUCCUGCGUGUCCCUACCACGCCAUCCUUAUACCACAUACGCCAACAAGAAACACCAGAGAAGCCAUCCUCUUUAAAGUUUGUCAAAUCUCACAUGGGGAAUCGCAACGGUCCAUUGUCGCCAUUCUCGGACACCUUCUACAGGUGCAACGACAUGUGGGAGUUUGACAACGUUGGCGUUUCCAAACCAACCGAGGAUUCCGAGUUUAUCCGCUUGUCCCAAGGUGAACAAGGGGCGGUCAACCAAUACCAAAUUGUUCGGUAUUUGGUCUGUGGCGACUGUGAACGUGGUGCCCUUGGAUUCGCAGGUAUCCCCACUGCAGAUGGUGCCAUUAAGGAUUUGCAGAGGAUACAUCCAAAUGAUUUGGUCUAUUUCUUCUACUUAUAG
This is a messenger RNA of Pichia kudriavzevii, 531 nucleotides long. RefSeq lists its product as uncharacterized. The record is from RefSeq and is a predicted model, not a curated record. NCBI's taxonomy places the organism in Eukaryota, Fungi, Ascomycota, Pichiomycetes, Pichiales, Pichiaceae. Gene Ontology annotation, molecular function: zinc ion binding; guanyl-nucleotide exchange factor activity. Gene Ontology annotation, cellular component: cytosol; membrane. The transcript has a single exon. Gene Ontology annotation, biological process: post-Golgi vesicle-mediated transport; small GTPase-mediated signal transduction. Bases 1 to 531 code for a protein of 176 amino acids.